AUUCCCUCUACUCUUCUUACUCUCGCAUUGUAUUAUCCAAAACCAAAGCCAAAGCAUUAUCAGAAGCAGAAAGAAGAAGAGGUUGCAGCGACAAUGGCAGCCAUGGCUGCUCUUCAGAGCUCAAUGACCGCUCUCUCCCUCUCUUCCAACUCUUUCUUAGGCCAACGCUUUUCUCCCGCCACUCUCUGCCCCCUUCUUCCGGGUAAGUCAUCAGAGAAGCAAUGUCCUAUUGUAAUGAGGCUUAAACGAUGGGAACGAAAGAAGUGUAAACCAAACAGCCUUCCUAUCUUGCACAAAAUGCAUGUUAAAAUUGGAGAUACAGUGAAAAUCAUAUCUGGACAUGAAAAGGGUAAAGUUGGGGAGAUUACUAGAGUCUUCAAGCAUAACAGCACUGUUAUAGUAAAAGAUACAAAUUUGAAGACAAAGCAUGUGAAGAGUAGAGAAGAGGGAGAACCAGGGCAAAUUAUUAAGAUUGAAGGUGCUAUCCACAGCUCAAAUGUGAUGCUCUACUCCAAAGAUCAGAAUGUAACAAGCCGUGUGGGGCAUAAAGUCCUUGAUAAUGGUAAAAAAGUCCGGUACCUUAUAAAAACUGGAGAAAUAAUUGAUACUACAGAGAAUUGGAAGAAACUGAAGGAGGCUACUAAGAAAACUGAAGAAGCUGCUGCUGCUGCCUAGUUUUACUCAUGUAAUUCAUUGAUUCACUAGUACUGUAACUCUAGCUGUACUUCUUGUGAACUUAUUUUUUUUUCCAUUUUAUUAUCUAAUGUAUAUUUUUAGUCUGUCUGUUGAUUUCCACAUAAUAAAACAUGGGUGAUUAAAUUUGUUUGUC
Messenger RNA from Cajanus cajan (pigeon pea), 829 nucleotides. RefSeq names its product Translation protein SH3-like family protein (gene RPL24). Lineage: Eukaryota; Viridiplantae; Streptophyta; Magnoliopsida; Fabales; Fabaceae. Gene Ontology annotation, biological process: translation. Gene Ontology annotation, cellular component: ribosome. The record is from RefSeq and is a predicted model, not a curated record. Gene Ontology annotation, molecular function: RNA binding; structural constituent of ribosome.